Myripristis murdjan (pinecone soldierfish) is the source of this 2863-nucleotide messenger RNA. It is a transcript of the gene tmem209, whose product is annotated as transmembrane protein 209. The record is from RefSeq and is a predicted model, not a curated record. Lineage: Eukaryota; Metazoa; Chordata; Actinopteri; Holocentriformes; Holocentridae. The transcript has 15 exons. Gene Ontology annotation, cellular component: membrane. Bases 162 to 1838 code for a protein of 558 amino acids.
CCCAGUUAAACGUGGUAUGAAAGACCUAAAUAUUAAUCGUUUUUCAUUUAUACUUUGCUCUUGCCUUUGAUGGGAAGGGACAUGUGCGUGUUCGGUUGCAGAACAUGAAAGAAAAUCUGAAGUGACCGCACAGUUUGGAAGCAGGACAGUCUGACGCGGUCAUGUUGACCCCACCGAAGGAGGGCAUGCCCAGUAUGAUUGACAGGGCGAUGAGGAUGAAGAGGGAGGAACAGGCACGCCAGGUGGUGCUGGCCUGGGCUGUCCUGAACGUGUCUCUGGCCGGCAUGAUCUACACUGAGAUGUCUGGGAAACUACUGAGUCGAUACUACAACAUCACCUACUGGCCUAUCUGGUACAUUGAGCUGGUGCUGGCCUCCCUCUUUAGCCUCAAUGCACUGUUUGACUUCUGGAAGUAUUUCAAGUACACAAUGGCUCCCUCCACCAUCGCUGUAACCCCUGAGCAGCAUCGCCUCCUGGGUCUGAGAAACUCAGGGAUCCAGGCCUCUCCGCCUCAGAAGCCAGAGAAGAAGGAGACUCCGGCUCCAGCUCAGUCGUCCCCGCUGCAGGGACAAAACGUACUGAGUUUCAGCCCAUCUCGCCCGGCAUCCACCAGCCCCAAGUUCUCUCCCAGCUGUGUGCCCGGCUACAGUCCCCCAUUGAGCAACCCGUCCACCCCAAGCAGUACGGGGGGGCCCUUCUCCCCCUCACUGGCCUAUGGAAAGGUGUUGAACUACAGUCCAUCCCCUGGCUCCUCUCCAUACCCCAGCAGCAUCGGGCCGGUGGAAGGCUCCAGCUUGAGGGCUCGAUACCGCACCUCACCCUCUGUAUUUAACUCCCCUGGUGGCAAGGAGGACUACAUGGAGGACCUAAAAACCUUGGAGAGAUUCCUCCGCACCGAGGAGGAGAAGAGCCACCGCAGCCAACUAGGGAGUCCGGAGUCUGCAUCCCCGUCCCACAGCCCCACCUUUUGGAACUACAACCGCUCAGUGGGGGAUUACGCUCAAAGCCUGAGGAAGUUUGUGUACCAGCCAGCCUGCCGCUCUCAGGCCCCCUCCGCCCACAAGGACGAGACCGAUCUGGGCUCCAAACAGGCUGCUGAGGAGGUGUGGGCCAGAAUCACAACCAGCUGCCCCGUGGUGGACCGCAUCGAUGGCUGGACGGCCAAACUUAGAAAUUGGAUCAGUGACACCAUCCUGGUGCCCUUGGUCAAGGAGAUGGACUCAUUGAACAGCCAGCUCAGGAGGAUGGGCUGUCCUGAGCUCCAGAUAGGAGAGGCCAGUAUAAGCAGCCUGAAGCAGGCAGCGGUGGUGAAAGCCUCGUCCAUCCCCACCAUGAAUGCUAUUGUCCAGUACCUGGAUAUCACACCCAACCAGGAGUAUCUAGUGGACCGGAUAAAGGAGCUGGCCCACAGCGGCUGCAUGAGCUCCUUUCGCUGGAACGGUGGUGGGGAUCUGAAGAGCAGGAAGUGGGACACAGACCUCCCUACUGACUGUGCUAUUCUCAUGCAUGUGUUUUGCACAUACCUGGACUCCAGACUGCCACCACACCCCAAGUACCCAGAUGGGAAGACGUUCACCUCGCAGCACUUCAGGCACACCCCGGACAAACCUGAUGUGACCAAUGAGAACCUGUUCUGCAUCCACCAGAGCAGCACAAACCCCCCUCACUACCAGCUGAUCUACCAGGGACACAUCUAUAGUCUUCCUAAGGGCAGGAACAACCUGUUCCACACAGUUCUCAUGUUCCUCUACGUAAUCAAGACCAAGGAGUCAGGGAUGCUGGGGAGAGUAAAUCUUGGCCUGUCUGGAGUGAACAUCCUGUGGAUAUUCGGGGACUGAUGCAGUUCAAAAUGUUCACGAGCUCUUCACUGAAAAGUGCCACAAGAUGAGUGGAUUUUUGUAACUGCCUGCAUGCUGUUAGGUGCUGGAAUACCACCUCAGCUUAAAGACUGCUCUCUGGCUUCAGAUACAUGUUGGAGAAGAAGCACUUCACUUUUAAAGACUUGAGAGGACGAUUUCAAAACAAAACAUCUUCCUUCAUCUUUCAUAGUUUUCCAAGCAAUCUAAAAUAGCACAACAUAUUUUUUGACAUUCUCAAUUUGUUUAAAAUUCUCAGUGUAUUGCCAUUGACAUUUUACCUAAAUGUUUUCAUGACACCGCAAUGUGCUUAUUAUACAAAACAGCUGUAUUUUUUAACAUUGUUCAGUUUUCUGAAUACUUUGUAUUUUGAGAAUGUACCAGCAUGGCAGCCUUGUAAAUAAUAUACCUCAGAUUUAUCAUAUGGAUAGCAAAGGGCUUAGACCCAUAGGCUUGAAUGUAGAUAUGUCUGUACAUGAGUUUUUUUGUUUGUUGGUUUGUAUUUUGGAUUUGGCUUGAAUAACCCACUGCAGCUUGUAUACUAAUUUUUUUUUAUAGCAGAAUGAAUAUUUGCAGCCAUGGGAUUACUGAUUAAAUAUUGCGCUUGCACUUCUCUAAAGUGGAAUCAGGAGUUCUACAAAAUGCCUGAAGCAGUGCUGCAUGGUUUUUUGUUGUGGUUGUGAAGCAGGUACACCACCACACACAAUAAAAGUAACAGUAUUCUCUGGUUGCAACAUUUUUGCAUUAUGCUAAGGCAUUCUAUGAUGUGUUUCUAUAUACAGUGGGUUUAUUCUGUAUGGGGGACAUGAAUAAUUGUUACAUUGUCAAAAUCUGAGUCCUUUGAGUAUGAUUGAUUUUUUACAAAGGAGCUGUCUUAAGCAAAAUGCCACAGUUUAUAUUGGAUGGAUGGUCUGACUUAGAAUUCAGAGGUUUGCUUGUUUUUCCAUAAAUUACAUUUUAUGAAUAUUGCCUGAGAUGUGGGAAUAAAAUUGAGACUUGAAAACAAA